This is a messenger RNA of Epinephelus fuscoguttatus (brown-marbled grouper), 3210 nucleotides long. RefSeq names its product transmembrane protease serine 6. Bases 332 to 2758 code for a protein of 808 amino acids. Gene Ontology annotation, biological process: proteolysis. The transcript has 18 exons. The record is from RefSeq and is a predicted model, not a curated record. Gene Ontology annotation, molecular function: protein binding; serine-type endopeptidase activity. Lineage: Eukaryota; Metazoa; Chordata; Actinopteri; Perciformes; Serranidae.
GCUCUACGACAUGUAGUUAUGAUUUAGGUAUGAUUUUGUGGAUGUACUCUAUUUUCAUCCCACUGUCAGGUAUAGCAUACAAAUAACUCAGCCUAAGCCAUGGACAGAUCCAAAUGAGCUUUGGGAAAUAUUGAUUGACUUUUUUUUUUUUUUUUUUUAACCUUUGGACUUACAAACAGAGAGGGAGCCAUUGGCUGUCUGUCGGAGCAACAUGUCUGGUUAUGUGCUUACCAGAGAUGCUAAAUAAAAGCUCUUAAAUUGGAAAUUCAUCGAUAAGCCCCAAUGGACCGUGAGAUGAUUUCUCAAGGAACAAAGGACGCGGAGUGAUGCAAUGGCACUCGGGCAAGGCUCUAAGAAGUCAAUUUCAUGUGAACAGGGGGUCACACCUGCUUCUCUGAACAGCGAGGUAGAAGAUGGGGGCCAAGCUGUGGCUCCGCCCACCAGAAGGACUCGGUUCUGCAAAUGUCUCCUGGCCUUCCUCGUCCUCAUCCUCGCAGCUACAGGAGCAACACUGGCCUGGUACUUCCUGGACUACAGGGUUUGGGUGUUGGAGCCUCGUGUCCAGCAGCAGUACACAGCCUACCUGUCCAUCCUCAACAGGAACUUCUCUGCUGAUCUGUCCUCUCACAACAGCCCUGCUUUCAAGAAAGAGGCCAAGGGAGUAAAGAACAUGGUAGGGAAGAUAAUCAAGUGCUCGAGUCUGUCUCGAUACUUCAACUACACCACUGUGUUCGCCUUUGGUGAGGGGAGCGUUGUAGCUCACUUCUGGAUAGUGAUGUCUAUACCAGGAAGCCAUGUUGGGAGAGUCACACUGGAGAAGAUUACCACAAGCCUGGAGGAGGGCCUGAGGAGGUACAAAGGGUCAGGGGAGGAGGAGACGGCCAGCAUCAAUGGAUACCUCCUCCACCUCCCCUCGCUGUCUGUCAGUGAGACUGACACCAAAGUUAUAGAACUUUUGAAAGCCUCAUUUGACUGUUACCGCUACCAGAAGGUGGUGUCCAGCAGCCUUUUGCCUCUCCGUGGCCCCGACACACAGCGCUCCUCUUGCCUGUGGCACCUCCAGGCCGCCCCUGGCUCCCAGCUGGAGCUCCACAUGGAGUGGCUGCUGCCAGAGUGCCGGGACAGGCUGGUGGUGUACAACUCCCUCACACCCUCCGACAGUCACCUCAUCACAUCUGUGUAUGGCUGCAGCAGACAUGAGCGUGUGGUGCGUGUCCUGUCUUCCGGCGAGUGGAUGACGGUGGUUUGGAAACAGGGUCUGUACAACUACAAGGACCCCUUCUCUCUGUCUGCACAGGCCUGGGACCGCCAGGCAUGUAACUCCAAUAUAGAGCUGAAGGCAGUAUCAGAUGUCCAGGGGACACUGAGGACACCCUUCUUCCCCAGCUACUACCCCCCUGACACCAACUGUACCUGGAGCUUUACAUUGCCCAGUGUAGGGAUGGGCUUGUCUUUGGAAUUUGACGGCUAUGAGUUGAGCAGAGCCAGCUACAACCAGGCCUGCACCCAGGGGCAGUGGAUCAUCCAGCACCGCAGACUGUGUGGCACCAGGAGCCUGCAGCCGUACAAUGAACGCCUCUUCCUGCUCUCCACGUCCACCACUGUUGUCAUGACAUCAGAGGUGUCACUUACAGGGCCGGGCCUUCAGCUGCGCUACAGUGUCUUCAACCAAUCAGACCCCUGCCCAGGCCAGUUUCUGUGCACUUUUAAUGGCCUUUGUGUUCCUGCCUGUGAUGGAAUCAAGGACUGUCCCAACGGACUUGACGAGAGGAACUGUGUGUGUGUGGCGCAGUACCAGUGUCCAGAGGACAGUCAGUGUGUGGACUACUACAAGGUGUGUGACCAGCUCCCAGACUGCCCUGAAGCAACAGAUGAGAUGAACUGUACUGAUGGUGUGCCAUGUACGGACAUGACCUAUGUGUGCGCUGAUGGAACGUGUCUGAAGAAGCCGAACCCAGAGUGUGACUUUGUCACCGACUGCCCCGACGCCUCGGAUGAGAAGCACUGUGACUGCGGCCUGAGGAAGUUCUCCAGCCGCAUUGUGGGGGGAACCAAUGCAACGGAGGGGGAGUGGCCUUGGCAGGCCAGCCUUCAGGUGCGGGGUACCCACAUCUGUGGGGGUGCACUAAUCUCCAGCCAAUGGGUGGUGUCUGCUGCCCACUGUUUCUAUGACGACCGCCUCUAUUCCCCCUCGGUGUGGACGGUCUACCUGGGUAAACUCCUGCUCAACCCCAGCAGCCCUACAGAAGAAGUGGCGCGAGUUAAGCAGAUCCACCUUCACCAGUACUACGAUGACGAGUCCCAUGACUAUGACCUGGCCCUGCUGAAGCUGGACCGGCCUGCCUCUAUGGUGCUGGCUGGACAUGCUCGACCCGCCUGCCUGCCUCCACCCGCUCACCAGCUGGAGCCUGGCCUGCUCUGCUGGGUCACUGGCUGGGGGGCUCUUCGAGAGGGAGGCAGAACCAGUAAUGUGCUUCAGAAGGUGGAUGUUCGCCUUGUCAGCGAGGAAGCCUGUGUCCGCAGUUACGGCCACCUGGUCACUCCCAGAAUGCUUUGUGCUGGUUACCGCAGUGGCGAUAAGGAUGCCUGUCAGGGAGACUCUGGUGGUCCCUUGGUGUGCCAGGAGCCGUCGGGACGCUGGUUCCUGGCUGGGGUGGUGAGCUGGGGCAAAGGCUGCGGGCGUCCAGACUACUAUGGCGUCUACACUCGCAUCACCAGGCUUACUGACUGGAUCAAACAGGUCAUCAGCAGCCCCUGAGACACUGGGGAUGUUCAUCAUCUUUACGUCAAUAUCCUCAUAAGCUGAAGCUGGGUACAAAUGAAAAUACCAACCACAUGAGGAUAAAAAGUGUUGGAGGAUGAUUUGAGAUUGCUUCUCAGCCAAACAUUAGGUGGUAAAACAUGACAGGGUUUAUUCCAAAGUCAUGAAGUAAUAAAGCUAAUAACAGCCAACAUUAUUUAUACAGCACAGAACUGAUGCAUGCAGUAAAAAGAGACAUGCCAAAAUAGUAGAAAUGUUAGAUGAAAUGUUAGUAAGAAUGAUAGUAGGCCUCACAGAAGAUGAAUUUUUUGAAAGAAGUGAUUAAGAAAAGCUCUUAAAUGCAAAUUGAAUUACUUAAAUAAGAUUGUGUAAUCCCUUGUUUGAUUAUUUUCCUCUACAGACUGUAUCUUCUAUAUUUUAAAGAUACUGAACUUAAAGCAUUUUCCCAU